CAUGUUCCAGGACACAAUGUUGUGAGUGGAUAAAAUGUUGUACUGUGGACGUUUGCCCUCCAACGGAAACUUCCACGUGUUUUCCCCUUUUUAAGUGCUUUUUAAACGCUAAACCAUGGUAUUUUUAACAUGAACGUAUAAUAUUGUAAUGUUGGAAAGCACAACUUUCCCAUGUAUCCAAAGGCAACACGAGAUUGCACAAAGCAGUGGGAGUGGCGUUCAAUCUUUUCAGGAAACACGCUAUCGAAUUUCACUCGGAAUUUUCUCCAAAUUCUAUACAUGUAGUCAGCUUCAGCACAAACUCGGUUCAUAUCAGUUGUCCUAUUGGAUACCUCUCACGAAUGUAAAAACACAUGCAGCGGGCUGAUGGAGAAGCUGCACCCUCUCCUACUGCCAUUGCCUCCACUGAGAUGACACCAAGAUAGGUGGAACAGUGAGAGCCAGGGGAAUUCAAUAUUUGGGCUAAUUGAAUGAAUAUCCUCAAUAUUGACCCGAAAAGAAACAAGUUAUUCACAACGGGAAAACAAAUAUCCUGAAAUUUCUAGUUUGUCCUCACAAUGACGAUGCUUGUGUGGUUGGGUCUACUUUGUCUGCAACGCGGCAGUGCUCACAGCCUCUUCACCUGCGAGCCAAUCGAGGUUCAUCGGUGUAUGGGGCUGUCCUACAACAUGACUUUCUUUCCCAACAUCAUGGAGCACUACGAUCAGGAUGUUGCAGCCUAUAAAAUGGAGCCAUUCAUGCCCUUGGCAAGUCUUCAUUGUUCCCCAAAUGUCCACCACUUCCUGUGCCAGGCCUUUUUCCCAGCCUGCACUGAGGAGAACACAGUGCUCCAGCCUUGCCAAGAGGAAUGUGAGGCUGUUAUGUCAGAUUGUCAGGAGAACAUUCGGAUUUUUGGCAUCCUCUGGCCUCCUGAGCUACAGUGUGACAAACUUGACUCAUGUGACCUUCGAGAUGAUUCCAAGCUUCCUGCAACCACCCCAAUGACCUCCACAUCUGCCAAGAGGGACUUGGGCUUUUGGUGCCCACUGCAGUUGAAAGCCAAACCUGGCCAUGGUGCAUCAUUCCUGGGAGCACCGGACUGUGCUCCACCUUGUUCCAAUAUGUAUUUUAAAACCCACGACAUUGAAUUUGCCAAGAGCUUUAUUGGCGUAUGCUCAGUCAUCUGCUUGGGUGCCACGCUCUUUACCUUCCUUACUUUCCUCAUCGAUGUCAAACGCUUUCGCUACCCUGAGCGACCUAUAAUCUUCUAUGCAGUUUGCUACAGUUUUGUUUCACUCAUAUAUUUUAUUGGCUUCCUGCUGGGCAACAGUGCAGCCUGUAGCAAGGCAGUCCAUCCUACUAGUGUGGACACCGUCGUCUUGGGCUCGCAGAGCAAAGGCUGCACUCUGCUUUUUAUGCUUCUCUACUUCUUCUCAAUCGCUGGAAUCAUCUGGUGGGUCAUACUCACCAUCACCUGGUUCCUGGCAGCUGGACCCAAAUGGAGCUGUGAAGCCAUAGAGAAGAAAGCGGUGUGGUUCCACUCUGUUGCAUGGGGAAUCCCUGGAGCGCUAACUGUCAUGCUGCUAGCUCUGGACAAGGUUGAAGGGGACAACAUUAGCGGGGUUUGCUUCGUGGGACUGUACGAUCUGGAGGCCCUGCGCUACUUUGUUAUCGCUCCCCUGUGUGUGGGCGUCAUAGUCGGGCUCUUCCUCAUUCUCGCGGGCAUCAUUUCUCUUAACCACGUGCGGCAGGUUAUCCAGCACGACGAGCGCAACCAGGAGAAACUGAAGAAGUUCAUGAUCCGCAUCGGUGUGUUCAGCUGCCUCUAUCUGGUCCCACUGGUCACCCUCUUAGCAUGCUACACCUAUGAACAGAAUCAACGCAGCACCUGGGACAACACAUGGAUCAACGACCGCUGCCAAGAAUACAGCAUCCCUUGCUCAUACAAGACAACCGAGCAUGAGCGUCCUGACCUCUCUCUGUUCCUGGUAAAGUACUUGAUGACCCUGGUUGUAGGAAUAUCUGCAGUGUUCUGGGUCAGCAGCAAAAAGACAUGCUCUGAGUGGGCCUACUUCUUCAACAGGACCCGCAACAGAGAUCCCAUCAGUGAGAGCCGCAGGGUGCUCCAGGAGUCCUGCGAGUUCUUCCUCAAGCAUAACAGCCGUGUCCAACACAAGAAGAAGCACUACAAGUCAACCUCACACAAACUCAAGGUCAUCUCAAAGUCUAUGGGCACAAGCACUGGCGCGACACCAACCAAUGCCUCCAUUGGCGCCGGAACCUCACCUCUUGGAAAUCAUGAGCUCCACACCCAGGGCUCUGUGAGGGAGCAGCUGGACAAGGGCAAUUCUAGCCGAAGCUCCAGACGUGAAGACAGGGAGAGAGACCGAGAAGGGAGAGAGAGACGCAGUAAAGAGGGUAGUUCCGGUAAAGUUAGCUGCCAGUCGGGGAGUUUACACAGCAGAGUACUGGAUGCAAGGAUGACACCGAAGAGUGAGCAGUCAGAGGUCAGACCAGUUCCAAUCGCACCGCAGCAUUCAGCUUUAAGCCCAUCUCAGAGCGUCGAAGACUCCACCCACCAGCAGGACCCCAAGGUGUCUGAGGAGAGAAAGGACACAACGAACAGCAAGUGCUGAGACACAGGUCGACAAACUACUGACAGCAGGCUCUUGGGUUCACUCGACCCUGAUUGUAUCAUUUAGUUGUGAGUUAUUUCAUGUCCACUGCUACGGUGUAAUAUUUUUGUAUCUGCAUGCAGACAGAAUGUGAGAGAUGUAAUCAUUUAGCCAUUUUUAUCUAUACAGCUCUAUGCCAACUAGUAUAUUACUUGUGGACUGACUUGAAACCUGAAGUCGUCUUCUCUUAUAUGACAAGCGCAAUGGAACUUUUAAUGUGAUUGUCUAUUCCCCCCCCCCCCUUCACUGACUGCAUUACUCACUACACUGGGCAUUUUAAAGUGAGGUCAUGAUGUUUCCAAGCCUUUAACGUGAGCGAUGUGUCACUGUUUUUGUUGUUGUUGUUGUCCGUUCCUUUACAGAGGGUAUUUGUCUCUCUCAUCAACCAAGUAUCAUACAGUUUUACUACUUUAAAAAGACAUGAUAGAAGAAGGCUAGCUCAAUUUGUUUAGUUUGUAGUUUUCUUAAUGUAUUUUUUUCCUGCCGGUUUCUGUUGUGUGGCUCUUAUGCUGUUGGUUGGUCCUGUGAAUGUUAUUUUAAAUGCGUCUUUAAUUUGAGAAGGAUGUCUUUUUAAACGUAAACCCAGAUGUUUUACAUGUGUGGUUCAGUGAUCUCAGCGUUGGCAUCACUGUCAUAAAAUCAGUAUGUGGAGACAAAACUUUGCAUCCAGAAGCUACUUAUUUUAAAAUGGAAUUGAAAAAUUAUCAUUUGCAGAUUUGUUUUUGGGGGUUAUUUCUAAACCAUGACACUUUAAAAGUACUUCUGAUCUAUAUUUUGAUUUAUUUUCAAAUUUGCUGUGCAAGGAGUGUGUG
This is a messenger RNA of Phycodurus eques (leafy seadragon), 3466 nucleotides long. Its product is annotated as frizzled-6-like. Gene Ontology annotation, biological process: canonical Wnt signaling pathway; non-canonical Wnt signaling pathway. Gene Ontology annotation, cellular component: plasma membrane. Gene Ontology annotation, molecular function: Wnt-protein binding; Wnt receptor activity. Bases 558 to 2615 code for a protein of 685 amino acids. The record is from RefSeq and is a predicted model, not a curated record. Lineage: Eukaryota; Metazoa; Chordata; Actinopteri; Syngnathiformes; Syngnathidae. The transcript is spliced from 8 exons.